CAAGUCUCAGUGACAAGACAACACCCGGGCACAGGACACACUGCAACCUGCUGACAGAUUGUCCAUGUUUAAUUAACUGAACUUUGGGUGCAUUUCAUUUGGAUACAGAUUAAUUCACUAUAAUUUGCUGGCAACACAAGUGCAACCCAGGAAAGUAGCACUUGCGAUCUCUCUGCACUACUUGUGAAACGUGUGUCACAGACAGAAGCCUCCAUGCCUUCAGAAAUCCUUCCAGCAGUAGCACAACCAACUGAAGCUGGGGCGGCAGUGACCAGUGCUGCUGGUGAUGGUGCUGCCCCAGGAGGAGGCAUUUAUUCUGCAAUUAUCAGCAGGAAUUUGCCAAUUAUCGGAGGACGUGAGAAAACCUUUGAGGAACUCAGAAAGAAAUGCUUGCAGAGGAACUUUCUUUUCCAAGAUCGUGAGUUUCCCCCCGAUGAAAGCUCUCUGUUCUACAGCCAAGAUUUCCCCAUCAAGUUUGAAUGGAAAAGGCCUCCAGAAAUAUGCGAGAAUCCCGAGUUUAUCCUUGGAGGAGCAAACCGAACUGACAUCUGCCAAGGAGAUUUAGGGGAUUGCUGGUUCUUGGCUGCCAUAGCUUGUUUGACGCUCAAUGAAAAAAUCCUUUUUCGUGUCAUUCCUCCAGACCAGAGUUUCAAAGACAACUAUGCCGGAAUAUUUCAUUUUCAGUUCUGGCGUUACGGAGACUGGGUAGAUGUGGUCAUAGAUGACUAUUUGCCAACAUAUAACAAUGAGCUGGUCUUCACCAAAUCUUCCCAACGGAAUGAGUUCUGGAGUGCUUUGCUGGAGAAGGCUUAUGCAAAGCUGCAUGGCUCCUAUGAGGCUCUCAAGGGUGGGAAUACCACAGAAGCCAUGGAGGACUUCACUGGAGGAGUAACAGAAUUUUAUGAGCUUAAAGAAGCUCCAAAGGACAUGUACAAUAUAAUGAAGAAAGCUUUUGAGAGAGGCUCACUCAUUGGAUGCUCAAUUGAUGAUAAAUAUGGUUCUUCCUGUGGAGAUGCACCUCCGGGUAAUAUGGAGGAUGCAAUAAUCAGAAUGAUAGAGAGUGUGGGUGACACACGUCCUGACACAAAUGGCAAAGGUUUGCCACCAAAGCCAGCAGCGACCCUUGUGCCUGUUCAGCUGGAGACCCGCAUGGCCAAUGGACUGGUUAAAGGCCACGCAUACUCUGUAACAGGAGUUGAAGGGACUAUGUUGAAAGGAAAAUCAGUCAAACUUGUUCGUCUCAGGAACCCUUGGGGACAAGUGGAAUGGAAUGGCUCAUGGAGUGACAAUGCCAAGGAAUGGGCUAUAGUAGAUAAGUCCGAAAAGGGUCGCCUCCAGCACCAGGUACAGGAAGAUGGCGAGUUUUGGAUGUCAUAUGAUGAUUUUAUGAAGAACUUUACCAAGACUGAAAUCUGCAAUUUGACACCAGAUGCCUUGGAUUCGGAUUCACUCCAUGUAUGGACAGUGUCUGUCAAUGAAGGGCGAUGGGUCAGGGGUUGCUCAGCAGGAGGCUGCCGCAAUUAUCCGGACACCUACUGGACCAACCCUCAAUAUCGUCUUAAGCUUCUGGAGGAGGAUGAUGACCCUGCUGACAAUGAAGUUGUCUGUAGUUUUGUUGUAGCUUUAAUGCAGAAGAAUCGUAGGAAAGAUCGAAAGGCAGGAGCCAAUCUUUUCACCAUUGGUUUUGCUAUAUAUGAGGUUCCAAAAGAGAUGCAUGGCAACAAUCAGCACCUGGCAAAGGAUUUCUUCCUCUACAAUGCCUCCAAAGCCAAGUGUAAAACCUACAUCAACAUGAGAGAAGUCUGCCAGCGUUUCCGAUUGCCCCCAAGUGAAUAUGUCAUUAUCCCCUCUACCUACGAGCCCCACCAGGAAGGAGAGUUCAUUUUAAGGGUUUUCUCUGAGAAAAGAAAUAUUUCGGAAGAAGUUGAAUACAAGAUCGAAGCAGAAAAAACAAUUAAAAAGAAAAAGAAAGCCAAGCCUAUCAUCUUUGUGUCGGACAGAUCAAACAGCAAUAAAGAGUUGACCGUGGAUGGCGCCACUGAUGAAGACCAGAAAAAAUUGAACGCAGAUCAAAAAGAUAAGACCUCCGUUAGUACAGACACAGAGACCGAGGAAGAAAAGCAGUUUAGGAAUAUCUUCCAACAGAUCGCAGGGGAUGACAUGGAAAUUAGUGCUGAUGAGCUUCAAAGUGUCCUGAACAAUGUAGUUAACAAACAUAAAACCCUGAAAUCCAAUGGAUUCAGCCUAGAGUCAUGCCGCAGUAUGAUUGCGCUUAUGGAUACUGAUGGCUGCGGGAGGCUCAACCUGCAAGAAUUCUUUCACCUCUGGCAAAAGAUCAAACAGUGGCAGAAAAUCUUCUUGCGUUUUGAUUCUGACCAGUCGGGGACCAUCAGUAGCUUUGAGAUGCGAAAUGCCGUCAAUGAAGCUGGUUUCCGUCUGAACAGUCAGCUGUAUGACAUUAUCACAAUGCGUUAUGCCAAUAAGAGAAUGGACAUUGACUUUGACAGUUUCAUCUGCUGCUUUGUGCGCCUGGAAGGAAUGUUCAGGGCAUUCCAUGCGUUUGACAAAGAUGGAGAUGGUAUCAUUAAGCUGAAUGUGCUGGAGUGGCUGCAGCUUACCGUGUAUGCUUAGAAGGCCUGAACUCCAUCUCUCGGCUCCUGGUUAGGAUCUUCUCUCAAGGUUCCGCACAGGAAAGUCUCUCAGGAUCUCUGUUGGACAGAGCUUGUCACAUUUACCUCAUGAUACAGUCUUCAAACCCCAAUGACUUAACCUAAAAUUGUGUUCAGCUUAAAGGCACAGAGAAAACUACUGGGCUCCUUGGUCCCCAUAAAGUCCAUGCGGAGAUGUCAUUUUAAACAAGGGUUAUGUUGGGGAAUAUAUCUAUUGCUUGAUUUAUACUGAUGUUUUAAAAGCAAUGCGGUUUUAAGUCUUUUUAAAUAUAAUGUUGGGCGUGUAUAAAA
Xenopus laevis (African clawed frog) is the source of this 2960-nucleotide messenger RNA. RefSeq names its product calpain 3 L homeolog (gene capn3.L). The record is from RefSeq and is a predicted model, not a curated record. Gene Ontology annotation, molecular function: hydrolase activity; calcium ion binding; cysteine-type endopeptidase activity. The transcript has 24 exons. Gene Ontology annotation, cellular component: calpain complex; nucleolus; endomembrane system. Lineage: Eukaryota; Metazoa; Chordata; Amphibia; Anura; Pipidae. Bases 214 to 2631 code for a protein of 805 amino acids. Gene Ontology annotation, biological process: negative regulation of apoptotic process; proteolysis.